Linum trigynum is the source of this 3573-nucleotide messenger RNA. The record is from the annotation of a GenBank genome assembly. NCBI's taxonomy places the organism in Eukaryota, Viridiplantae, Streptophyta, Magnoliopsida, Malpighiales, Linaceae.
AUGUCGGGAUCCUCUUCUUCGGAUACUCCUUCUUCAUCAUCGUCGUCGUCUUCGGCAAUAAGAGCUUGGAGGACUGCCUUUCUGACUCUCCGGGACGAAACCCUAACGAGCAGCCCUAAAUCGAAGUCAAUAACGCAACUUCUCAAUGAUCUCAUUUUCUCUCAUUCCCGGGCUCUCAUGUCUGCCGCCCCCGACCUUCCUCCUCACGAGGUGACCUCUGAUCUGGUGUUCUUAAUGGAACUGGCUGCAAGUUCUCCAAGCGGCCAAGAUCUUUCACCUAUCUAUGUUCAUGUUUCCUCUUUGGUGCAUGAUAUUUGCAAGCUUCAACGUAUUCCUCUUCAAUUGAAUUCUUCUUCUUGGUUUGUUGUGAUCAACUGUUUCUCCGCUAUGGUGCAAUUCUUCCUCGGCCAAGCUGGUUCCAGACCCCAAUUUUCGUUGGGGCACACUGUGGAAUGCUUGGGGACCGUAAGAUGUCUGGCCUCCAUCUAUCAGCCGAAAAGUUUGCUAUCAGAUGAUGUCCAGUUGGCAAAGUUUCUUCUCGGAGUAAUUGAAAGUUAUCAUGCUCAGUGCCUGCUGUCAACUUGCACAAGCACCAGUGAAAAUGUUGUUGUCUCAACUGGCAAGAGGUUAUCUAAAAGCAGUCAGUUGUGGGAAGUUCCAACAGCCGCAUUUGCUUUGCUCAGUGAAGCAUUCACAAGAAUCGGGUCUUCGUUCCCCACUUAUAUUUGGCAAUCUGCUAUGGAGGUGAUUAGGAAAGUGAUGGACGUCUUACUGUCUCAGAAUUUCCUUGUUGAAGGUGUUCCUGCGACAAGGUUUUAUGCUGCGCUUCUUGGAUGUCUACAUCUGGUUCUUACCAAUGCUAAGGGUUUUCAAAAUGACCAUGUUCCUGCUUUUGUGGCAACUUUGCGAAUGUUCUUUACGUAUGGCCUGUCACAACCCUUAUACUCCACUAGUGCUGGCACACAUAAGAAUGCUGCUAAAUUGAUUUCAGAAGACACUAAGAAACAGCGUAUUCCGUAUCGCCCUCCUCACCUGCGCAGAAAGGAAAAUGUAAACAUGAAGCAGCUUAAAGCUCAGGAAUUAUCUUGUUCCUCUGAUCAAGAGUCUUUUGCAUUGGAACUUAUUUCAUCAGAUUCAGAUUGCAGUGACAGUGAUGGAUCUGUUAAAGAUAAUGAUACUAUUAAAAAUUCAAAAGUCAGGACUGCUGCUAUAGUUUGCCUACAAGAUCUUUGUCAAGCUGAUCCCAGAUCAUUUACCAAUCAGUGGACUAUGAUUUUGCCAACAACUGACGUACUAGAAGCAAGGAAGUUUGAAGCUACUCUGUUGACUUGCUUGCUGUUUGAUCCUUAUUUGAAGGUACGGAUAGCAUCUGCAUCCACUCUGGCAGUGAUGCUGGAUGGCCCUUCAUCAGUUUUCCUGCAGGUAGCUGAGUACAAAGAGUCCAGCAAGCGGGGGUCGUUUAUGGCCCUGUCAAGCUCACUUGGACUUAUACUUAUGCAACUUCAUACUGGCUUGCUGUAUUCAAUCCAGCAAGAAACUCAUAGUAGAUUGCUAGCAUCCCUGUUGAAGAUUCUUGUGCUUUUAAUAUCAGCCACACCGUACUCAAGAAUGCCAGAUGAGUUGUUGCCCAGAAUAAUUACAUCUCUUUUGGCAGGGAUGGAGCAUGGGCUCUCUUCCAAGGGCGACCAGAUUGGUUUAUUGGCUGCCUCUAUGAAUUGCUUGAUAGCUGCUCUAUCCACCUCACCUUCAUCACUGGUUGUUAAAAAAAUGCUUGCGGAAGAAAUAGCAAAAGGUGUUUAUGUAGAUAAGAAAGCGUCAGGCGUUCUUUCAACAAUAUUUCGGUUCUCUGAUAGACUGAACAGCCCAUCAAUAUGCUUUGAGGCUCUGCAGGCUCUUAGGGCUGUGAUACACAACUACCCUAGUACAGCACCAGCAUGUUGGGAGCACACCACCAACUUAGUCUCUGAUAUCUUGAGAGCCUCCACUGUAGAAGUGUCCUCGACAAAUUGCCAAGCUGGUGGCGAGUACAAUAUUGGAUUUGUUGGAGAGAAGGUCAUAACCUCAGUCAUCAAGGUUAUGGAUGAAUGCUUACGUGCAUUUUCUGGAUUUAAAGGAACAGAGGAGCCUGAUGAAAAAGUAUCGGAUAUGCCUUUUACUAAUGACUGUGUAAGGGAAAAAAAGGUUUCUUCUGCACCAUUGUAUGAAUUAGAGAGUGCUGCAGAUAAUGAAGUUAAAUCAGAAGCAAAUGAAACUGGAAGUGAGCACUGGUCACAGACAAUAGAAUGGCUUAUGCCUCAGAUACUACAGCACUAUUCUUCCAUGGUGAGAACUGCAUCAAUCACUUGUUUCGCUGGUAUUACUUCUUUCGUGUUUGGAACUCUCUCAAAGGAGAAGCGGGAUUUUGUCGUACAGUCUUGUAUCAGUGCUGCUGUGCACGACAAAGUUUCUUCAGUUAGGUCAGCUGCUUGUCGAGCAAUUGGCGUGAUUUCUUGUUUUCCAAUGAUUUCUCAUAGUGCAGAGAUCCUUGAUAAAUUCAUCAAUGCUAUUGGGAUGAAUACUAGUGAUCCUCUGGCCUCGGUGAGAAUCGCAGGUUCUUGGGCUUUGGCAAAUAUAUGUGAUUCUCUGCGUCAUUGUGUUGAUGAUUUCCCCCUGAGACAGUCUGCAGGUUCAAACUCCAACUCCAAUGUAGUUGUCUUCCUGAUGGAGUCUGCCUUGCGUCUGACGAAAGACGGAGAAAAGAUAAAGUCGAAUGCUGUGAGGGCUCUUGGGAACCUUUCAAGAUUUGUCCAAUGUAUUGAUACUUGUGGGGGUGAUGAUCGACCUGUGAAAUAUAACAAUUUGUCUGCCAAUAAAGAGAGCAUCAGAGGAAGAAGUACUCGACUAGCAGGUCAUGGCUCUGGAAGUUCUUGUUAUUGUGCCUCAUCAGGAGAUGCAUGUUUGUUGCAGAGAAUUGUUCAAGCUUUCCUUUCUUGCGUUACUACUGGGAAUGUUAAGGUCCAAUGGAAUGUCUGCCAUGCUAUCAGCAAUCUGUUCUUAAAUGAGUCUUUGAGGCUGCAGGAUAGGGAUUGGGCUCCGUCAGUUUUUAGCAUCCUUCUACUGCUAUUACGUGAUUCUUCUAACUUCAAGAUCAGGAUACAAGCUGCUGCUGCUCUGGCUGUUCCAGCCUCGGUAAUUGAUUAUGGGGAAUCUUUUCCUGAUGUGGUCCAAGGCUUGGAACAUGUGUUGGAGAAUCUAAGUUCAGACCAGAUUUCAGCACCGUCAAGUUUUAAGUAUAGGGUUGCACUAGAGAAACAGGUAACGGCAACCAUGUUGCAUGUCAUUAGCCUUACAUCCAGCGGUGAUCACCAAUCCGUGAAGGAUUUUCUUGUCAAAAAGGGAUCGUAUCUAGAGGAGUGGUUUAAACUUCUAUGCUCCUCCUUAAUGGAGAAAGGCUCUCAACUUGAGGAUGAGAAUGCCAUUGCCAGGCGAAAGAAACUGAUGAUAUUCAAGGCAAUCCAUUCUUUGAUUCAAGUGUACGAGAGCAGUAAUCAUCACGCAGUUGCUGAGAAAUUUAAGAAGCUGGAAAGAGGAUAG